UAUUGAUUUCUUAAUUCUAAGAAAAAAUAAAAUAAAAAAUGGCAGCCAAUAAGGUGGUUCUGCUGGAUUGCCACUUCAGCAUGUUUGGCAUGAGGGCUAGAAUCGCUUUAGCGGAAAAAGGCGUUGACUACGAGUACAGAGAACAAAACUUGUUUGACAAAAGUGCGCUUUUGCUCGAGAUGAACCCGGUUCACAAGAAAAUCCCGGUUCUCGUUCACAAUGGGAAACCGGUUUGUGAAUCAAUGAAUAUUGUUGAAUACAUAGAUGAGGUUUGGAAGAAUAAUAAUUCUUCAUCUUUGUUGCCUUCUGAUCCUUACCAGAGAUCUCAAGCUAGGUUUUGGGCUGAUUUUGUCGACCAAAAGGUUCGAUUAUUUAUUUAUUAUUUGUUUAUUGCUCCUAUAUUAUGUAGAAAAAGAAUGUGGCUAAAAAAGGGAGAAGAGCAAGAAGCAGCCAAGAAAGAACUCCUAGAUGCCCUAAAGUUGUUGGAAGGAGAGUUGGGGAACAAGCGUUACUUUGGUGGCGAUAGCUUCGGAUUUGCUGAUGUGGCGUUGGUUCCUUUCUAUACAUGGUUUUACGCCUACGAGAAUCUCGGCAACUUUAGCAUUGAGGAGCAUUGCCCCAAGUUGAUAGAGUGGGGCAAGAGGUGCGUGCAGAAAGAGAGCGUCUCCAAAUCAUUGUCCGAUCCUCACAAGACUUACGAGUUCAUUGUGGGUUUGAGGAAGAAGUUCGGCAUUGAAUAGGCCGUACAAUCGAUCUUCAGAAAAAACGUCUUUUUU
Molecule: messenger RNA, 776 nt
Organism: Erythranthe guttata (spotted monkey flower)
Lineage: Eukaryota; Viridiplantae; Streptophyta; Magnoliopsida; Lamiales; Phrymaceae
Source: RefSeq, a predicted model, not a curated record